Molecule: messenger RNA, 402 nt
Organism: Dibothriocephalus latus
Lineage: Eukaryota; Metazoa; Platyhelminthes; Cestoda; Diphyllobothriidea; Diphyllobothriidae
Source: the annotation of a GenBank genome assembly
GACAUUAGUUUUAUGCGGCAUAAAAGACUCGACUUCUUUUCCAAUGCCUCCCUCAUUCAUUGCUACCCAAUCAAAUGCCGCAUUAAAACGUACCUGCCCCCUCUCACUCUCAUGACAAAGCGCAUUUUUCCUGUACAGCUGCUGUUUGAGCCGAUGGUCCUUAGUGUGAUGUACGUGUGGUGCCAGAUGAACCGGGAGGCAGUCGUCCAGUUUUGGUUCGGCACCCAAUUCAAGGCAAUCUACUUUCCAUGGGCUCUUGUAGUCUUCAAUAUCAUCAUUCGCGGCAGUGCUCUGAUGGAGCUCGUCGGCAUCUUUGUCGGCCAUGUCUACUACUUCUUUGCUCAUCAGUAUCCGCAAGAGUUCGGUGGUCCCCAAAUCCUCAAAACACCUGGAUUCCUGUGA